AUGAAAAUCUACCUGCUGCUCAACUUGCAGGCCUUAAAUCUUGUAGCCAGCUACUUCGUGACGCCAUCCCUACAUCAGCUGCUCAACAUGACGGAGCCCUCCAUCAACUGCACACUGGAGCCGCCAACAGCUGAGUUGAACUCCUACAACAACACUGGCACUGUACUGAGGUUAAACACCUCGGACAGUGUGGACUAUGAUGAAGGGUUUAACCUGCUGUUCCAGACCAACAGGAAGGAAAUGAUGAACGUGCCCAUCACAUUCCAGAACUCUCUGCCAUCAUGGCUGACAGGAUACCUUGUUCGCAAUGGCCUAGGGAUGUUCGAGAACGGACCAAGAACUUUCAUGCACGCGUUUGAUGGGUUCGCCAAACUCGCCAGCUGGCGAUUCCUCGGCAACCAGACGGCGUUGUUCUCCACCCGCUUCAUCCGCUCCAACUUCUACAAGAGCUCCAAGAAAAGUGGCACCAUCGCGCCGUACCUGCUGUUCCAGUCUGUGACCCCGGCUUUCUCCUACGUGGAGAAGGUCCAGUGCUUGGUCCGUGGCCUGGACAACAUGAACGUCAACAUUUACGCUUUCUCCCACGCCAAGAGCGGCCAGCAGGAAUACGCGGCGUUGAGCGACUUUUGGAUCCUCUACAAAAUCAACAUCCCGACCCUCGCCACCAAGCAUAAGGUCGUGCCAAAGGUCAAGGACACGUCCAAUUCCCUGUCGUGGCUGCAGGGCAAAGGGUUUUUAGACCUGCUCUCAUCCUCCCACCCCCUGCCAGAACCUGGUACCACCAACCACCUGACCUUCCUGUCCAGUGUGGCGGUCUUACCCUGGGACAGCAACACCAUCAGCUUGAUCCGCAUCGUAUCCAUGAAACGUCGUAAAGUGGUGGCCAAGUGGCCGGUCGAUAGAGUGCCUUACAUGCACUCUUUCUCAGUCACGGCCACCAAGGCCAUCCUUCUGGCCAGCCCAUUCUACGUCAAUGUCGUCUGUAUGGCCACCAAAGCCGAGCCGUUCUCCUGCUUAGACUGGUUCCCCAACGAACAGUCCACGUUUUACAUCGUUGACCUCAAGUCAGGUCAGGUGACCACCAUCAGGACCAGCAACAUCUUCACCAUGCACCACAUCAACGCCUUCGACCUGAGCAAGAAAGAGAUGAUCAUGGACGUUUCCGCCUACCCGUCCCCCGACUUCGUUAGCCAUCUCCAGCUGCGUCUGCUCCGUGACCCCACAGCCAGGAACUCGUUUGACGCCCACGCCAGACUCAAACGGUUCUGCAUCAACAUCCGCACCAAGACAAUACAGGAAGUUCCGCUUGGUAACACCCAAAGUCUGGCUUCGCUUUUAGAUAUGCCUGUGAUCAACGAAGCGUAUCGCUCCAAACAAUACUGCUACGCUUAUGGGUUAGUGUUGAAAACGGAUAAUAUAACAUUGAGUAGCAUUGCUAUAGUCAAGAAAGAUUUGUGUCAGAAUGGGCGUGGUGAUAGGGCGUGGCAGGUGCCAGGGCACUACCCCGUGGAGCCUUGGUUUGUCGCGGAUCCUAGAGGCAGUAGGGAGGAUGAAGGACUCUUGUUGUUGCCGGUGCUGGAUGGCGUCAGGCGAGUCACCUACAUGGCAGUUUUAGACGCCACUGACCUCAGUUUAAUCAACCGCGCUGAUUUGCCCACCAACAUUCCUUACUCGCUUCAUGGUCGGUUUUUUCCUGAUCGACCCAGCGAUUGGCUGUAAAGCGAUCACGUGACUGAAGUACAUCUGGGGUAAUGAAUCUCUUUCUUGAUCUCUUGGUGCAUCAAGUGGCCCACAGUUAUUCAAUGCUUUUAGAAUUCUUUCAAGACAAUGGCGAGCCGACUUGCUCUUGUAGAAUCUACAAGGUUCUACAGCGUUGGGUCUAAUUUAUGCCUAUUUGAAACUAGAGGUCUACUAGAUUGAUUCCGAUAAACAUUUCAUCAUUACAAAUCUGUUGAUCAUUGUAUUUAUUCUUUAUGAUUAGAACAAUUAGGUAGGUGAUCAGGUGAAUAAUUAAAUUAGAUGGCAUAAUUUAAAUAAUUA
Messenger RNA from Physella acuta, 2040 nucleotides. Its product is annotated as beta,beta-carotene 15,15'-dioxygenase-like. Gene Ontology annotation, biological process: retinal metabolic process; carotene catabolic process. Gene Ontology annotation, molecular function: carotenoid dioxygenase activity; beta-carotene 15,15'-dioxygenase activity. The record is from RefSeq and is a predicted model, not a curated record. Lineage: Eukaryota; Metazoa; Mollusca; Gastropoda; Physidae.